Molecule: messenger RNA, 954 nt
Organism: Entrophospora candida
Lineage: Eukaryota; Fungi; Glomeromycota; Glomeromycetes; Entrophosporales; Entrophosporaceae
Source: the annotation of a GenBank genome assembly
AUGAAUCCUGAAAUAUUAUUAUAUGUUAAUAAAGCACGACUUGACAGUAAUCAGACUAGCCUUCUCUUCAAUCCUCCUUGUCAACUACACGUGCAAAUGAUUCAACUCAUUUCACCCAAUCCCAAUAAUGUUGACUUUAUAGAUAUUCCAAGAUCCCAAAAUGCUUUUCUCUUAUACCGCAAAAAUUAUGCUGCAAAAUAUAAAUCUCUUAAAAGUAAAAAAGAUUGGAAAACUCUUUCAAAGGAAGCUGGCGAUGCCUGGAAGAAUGAAUUGGACGAAGUAAAAAGUUACUUUAAAAUACUAGCAAAGCUGGCUUUUGAAAAACAUAAGUUGAUUUAUGAGAGUAUCAUUCAGCAACCAAAAAAACAUAUAUUUAUUUCUCAAGGACCAGAACCGCAACAAAAACAAAAAGAAGAUUGUCACAAAACCAAUAGCAACACAAGUUCGUUAUCUUCCACAAACAAUAAUUCAAACUCAUCUUAUCCGCAACAAAAAAAUCAAAUAGAUAGUUCCUAUUAUGAAGUUUCAUUAUUGCACCAUUUGUACUCAAACUAUAAUACAAAAUCGCCUUAUCAACAACCAGAACAACUAGAAGAUAAUGAUAAUAAUAUCAAUUAUGUAGUUUCAACACCAACUUAUCUGUACUCUUCUAUUCCUUCUUUCACAAGUGAUAAUCCAAGUUCAUUAUCAUUCACUUCUUUUAGUCCCUCCGCUUCUUUUCCUUCGUGUUCUACUUCGUCUGAUUUUAAUCCCCUUCUCGUUAAUUAUAACAAUAUUGUCAAUAAGACUGAUGAUUUAUCUCAACCCGCCCAAUUUAUUACAAAUUUAAAUGAUGGUAAAGACCCCCUAGAAGAAUUUCAACAAUACUUACAAAUUGAACAAGCAGAUGCACAACUAAAUGAGACUUAUUGGAAUUCAUUGGAUUUGGUCACAAAAGAAAAUGAAAAUAUGUAA